AUGGAGCAUGGUGAACAGGCUACCAGAGAAUUUAUUACUUACUGUCGACGUAAUAACUGUGUGUCAGCAAGGAAUAUUGACCGUUUCGAGAAAGAAUACCAAGCUCAAUUAGCUAUUUGGUGGUAUACUUUCCCGUCCAAUAUCUAUUCUAUGCUCAAUUAUGGUCUUCGAACAUUGAAUGCCGAUAUAAUUAUUACUAUGGGGUUUUUUAUGUCUCAUCUGCAUCAACAAAUUCAACAACUCUUCGAGGAACAGGCCAGCACUUAUGGUUCAGAAACUUUUAUAGUUUAUCGUGGACAAGGCUUCAUGAAAUCAGACUUCAAAAAGCUUCAGAAAACAAAAGGUGGAUUAAUGUCAUUUAACAAUUUUUUGUCAACGAGUAAAGAUAAAGAUAUGUCCCUCGGUUUUGCUCAAGGUGCAUUAGAAAAUGAAGAUAUGGUGGGCAUUCUAUUCAUAAUCUCCAUUGAUCCUUGUGUUAACUCAGUACCAUUUGCCUUCAUCAAGGAGGUGAGUUAUUAUAAGGAGGAAGAUGAAAUUCUCUUCUCGAUGCACACCGUCUUUCGAGUGGGUGCAAUUAAACAAAUCGGCAAUAACAAUCAACUCUAUCAAGUUGAAUUACAAUUAACAUCGGAUGACGACCAACAACUGCGACUACUUACUGAUCGGAUACGAGAAGAAGCUAGUAGUAGUACUGGAUGGCUAAGAUUGGGCAAAUUAUUGCUAAAAAUUGGUCAGUUCAAUAAGGCUGAGGAACCUUACUCCGUUUUACUUGAACAGACAUCGGAUGAAGGUGAAAAAGCGCUUUAUUAUCAUCAGCUAGGAUAUGUCCAUUCGGAUAAAGGUAACUAUGAAAAGGCUAUUUGGUAUUACGAACAAGGCUUUGAAAUCUGGCAAAAAAUUUUACCUUCAAAUCAUCCUGAUUUGGCUACUUCAUACAACAAUGUCGCUUCGGUGUAUAUCAACAUGGGAGAGUAUUCGAAAGCAAUUUCAUUGUUUGAACAAGCACUUGAAAUCGAUAAAAUCUCUCUUCCUUCAAAUCAUCCCGAUUUGGCUACUUCAUACAACAACAUCGCUUUGGCGUAUAACAACAAAGGAGAGCACUUGAAAGCGCUCUCAUUUUACGAAAAAGCACUUGAAAUCGAUCAGAUAACUCUUCCUUCAAAUCAUCCUUCACUGGCUACCUCAUACAACAACAUCGGCAAUGUGUAUAAUCAGAUGGGAGAGUAUGAAAAAGCUCUUUCAUUUUACGAAAAAGCACUUGAGAUUUGGCAGAAAACUCUCCCUUCGAAUCAUUCUUCAUUGGCUACUUCAUAUAACAACAUCGGUUUGGCGUAUUACAACAUUGGAGAGUACUCGAAUGCAGUUUCAUUGUUCGAACAAUCUCUUCAAAUCGAACAAAAAUCACUUCCUUCGGAUCAUCCCGAUUUAGCUAUUUCAUACAACAACAUCGCUUUGGCGUAUAACAACAAGGGAGAGUACUCGGAAGCGCUCUCAUUUCAUGAAAAAGCACUUGAAAUUUAUCAAAAAGCUCUUCCUGCAAAUCAUCCUUUAUUAGCCACUUCAUACAACAACAUCGGUUUGGUGUAUUACAAUAUGAGAGACUAUUCGAACGCACUUUCAUUUUACGAAAAAGCACUUGAAACAUAUCAACAGACUUUUUCUACGAAUCAUUCUUCAUUGGCUACUUCAUACAACAACAUUGGUAACGUGUAUAAUAAGAUGGAAAAGUACUCAAAAGCACUUUCGCUUUUCGAACAAGCGCUCGUGAUCUAUCAAAAAACUCUUCCUUUAAAUCAUCCUCAUUUGGCUACCUCAUACAACAACAUUGGUAAUGUGUAUUACAAUAUGAAAGACUAUUCAAAAGCACUUUCAUUUUACGAACAAGCAUUUGAAAUUCGACAAAAAACCCUUCCUUUAAAUUAUGCUAAUUUGGCUACUUCAUACAAUAAUAUCGGUUUAGUGUAUGACAGCAUAGGAGAGUACUCAAAAGCACUUACAUAUUUAGAGCAUGCUCUAGACAUUAUACAAGAUGUAUUAACUCCAACUCAUCUUGAUAUAAAAAGUGUGAAAGAGAUUAUCGAAAUGGUAAAAAAUAAAUUAUAA
Messenger RNA from Adineta steineri, 2103 nucleotides. Lineage: Eukaryota; Metazoa; Rotifera; Eurotatoria; Adinetida; Adinetidae. The record is from the annotation of a GenBank genome assembly.